AUGAAGCCUAAAUAGCAUAAUUAUCUUUAUUCUAAGCGAGCUCGCUGUAUGAGCUUGGCAAACUUUCAGUUCAAUGUGGAAAAAACAUGUUGGGCUAUAUAGAUAUAAAACGAUUAAAAGAUUAUAAUGAAACCAUUAACCUCACAUAAGAGCAUCUUUUUAAUAUCUACAUAAAUGUAGGCAGUUGUUCAUAUUGUGCAUCAACAGCAUGAUUAAAAGGAUGGACCCAAGAGAAAUAAAGCUGUUUCAGAAUCGCUUUAGGAAUAAUUUGGCAGUAUUUACAUUAAGUGUGAAAGAAGAAUUUCAAUUUCCAUAGAAGAGCAGUCAGCAUUAAAAGGUCCAACUCGAUUUACAGUCUAUCUAUCUAUACAUACAUAAAGUAUGAACUUAACAGAAUAUUAAUUACAAGGCUCGUGUUAACAUUAAUUGCAAGCCUUGAAAAGCAUUAAAGACAAAUCAUUAGUGCAUAUGGUACAUUCUAUAAUAUUCUAUUAUUGCGAAUAUAAUGAUAAUUAGGAGAUUAUGAAUUUUGAAAAUGAUCAUCAAACAUUAUAAAGAUGA
Paramecium tetraurelia is the source of this 561-nucleotide messenger RNA. RefSeq lists its product as uncharacterized. The transcript has 3 exons. Lineage: Eukaryota; Ciliophora; Oligohymenophorea; Peniculida; Parameciidae. The record is from RefSeq and is a predicted model, not a curated record.